Musa acuminata subsp. malaccensis (wild Malaysian banana) is the source of this 1185-nucleotide messenger RNA. RefSeq lists its product as uncharacterized. Lineage: Eukaryota; Viridiplantae; Streptophyta; Magnoliopsida; Zingiberales; Musaceae. Gene Ontology annotation, cellular component: intracellular anatomical structure. Gene Ontology annotation, molecular function: pyridoxal phosphate binding. The record is from RefSeq and is a predicted model, not a curated record.
CCGGAAGCAUCCCGAUGUGGCCGCUGCGCGGAUAGACUCUGUGACCGCUGCGCCGUGUCGUCUCGUUCCUCGGAGGCGAGCCACCGGACCGCCCACUGCUACGGCGCAGGUAGGGAAUCCUCUGUGCGCAGGCGGCCCGGACGCCAUGUCGGCUCCAGCCGUGGAAGGCUCGGCCGCGGCGGCCUUCCGCUCGGUGCUCACCCGGGUCCAUCAGGCAGCCGAGCGGUCCGGCAGGUCGCCGGAGCAGGUCAGAGUGGUGGCCGUCAGCAAGACGAAGCCCGCAUCCCUCCUACGACAGGUCUACGACGCCGGCCACCGCUGCUUCGGCGAGAAUUACGUCCAGGAGAUCGUCGAGAAAGCCCCUCAGCUUCCUGUGGACAUUGAGUGGCAUUUCAUUGGAAACUUGCAAAGAAACAAAGUCAAAUCCCUUCUUGCUGGUGUCCCAAAUCUUCAUAUGAUUGAGAGUGUAGAUGAUGUAAAGGACAACUUUCCUGAGAGGAAGGUUGGUUUUCUCCAAACUAAGAUUGCUAAUCAUGUUGAUCGUGUGGUUGCUAGCUUGGGAAGGAAGCCUCUGAAGGUGUUGGUGCAAGUGAAUACUAGUGGAGAAGAAUCAAAAUUUGGUGUUGAUCCAUCAGGCUGUGUCAAUCUCGUGAGGCACGUGAAACUUGGGUGCCCAAAUCUCAUAUUCUCUGGUCUAAUGACUAUUGGCAUGUUGGACUAUUCGUCUACUCCAGAAAACUUUAAGACACUAUCAAAUUGCAGGGCUGAGGUGUGUAAGGAGCUCGAAAUACCAGAGGAGCAGUGUGAGCUGUCCAUGGGGAUGUCUGCUGACUUCGAGCAAGCUAUUGAAAUGGGCAGCACAAAUGUUCGGAUUGGGUCAACAAUAUUUGGAGUGCGAGAGUCCAAAAAGAAGGAUGAAUAAAAAGCCAAUGAACAUGGUCUUUUUUGCACGAGAUCGGCUAAAAUUUGCAGGCUUAAGCAGAAUGCAAGCCUUGCUUUUGAUCUUGCGCUCGCUCGGCAACCACGGUAAUAAGUUAUCAGUUCACUAUGUAUCUGUGGGGAUCCUUUUCUGCCACAAAUACGGAGUUUUUCAAAGAGUUUAUGAUAGUUUGCUCUAUAUAUAAAUAUGGAUCAGGGAUUUAAAUCAAUAUUUUAAAAAAAAAACUUCUUCCUAAUUGAAGCUUA